Rhinolophus ferrumequinum (greater horseshoe bat) is the source of this 390-nucleotide messenger RNA. It is a transcript of the gene ATP5ME, whose product is annotated as ATP synthase membrane subunit e. Gene Ontology annotation, biological process: proton motive force-driven ATP synthesis. Gene Ontology annotation, molecular function: proton transmembrane transporter activity. Bases 124 to 339 code for a protein of 71 amino acids. The record is from RefSeq and is a predicted model, not a curated record. Lineage: Eukaryota; Metazoa; Chordata; Mammalia; Chiroptera; Rhinolophidae. The transcript has 4 exons.
GCUCGUCGCCGACAGCGCAUGCGUUCGCCCCGGUACGCUUGCGCGACUCCACAGGCUUUCCGGGGCUUUGUGGUGUCCUAGUCCGCCCCACAUUGUCCUUCCGGUGCGAGGGUCACGGACAAGAUGGUGCCACCGGUGCAGGUCUCCCCGCUCAUCAAGCUCGGCCGCUACUCCGCCCUGUUCCUCGGCGUGGCCUACGGAGCCAAGCGCUACAGUUACCUGAAACCUCGAGCAGAAGAGGAGAGGAGGAUAGCCGCGGAGGAGAAGAAGAAGCAGGAUGAACUAAAACGGAUCGAGCGAGAGUUGGCAGAAGCCCGAGAUGACAGCAUACUGAAGUGAGCCUGCCUUCCUCCAAAGCAGUGUGGACGAAUAAAGCUUCCUAUGUUGUGA